UGACAUUUCCAACCCUGGAUGAAUAGUCAUCAUUUACAUUCGAUACGGUGGUAUUCUAAUUAAAUAAAAUAGGAAUAGUGUCCAUUGUUCUUAUAGAAAUAAGUAAGGAGACUCCUAAUUUCGCCACAUAUAAAAAGAAAUAAAACAUUUGCACAGUUCUUUAACACUAUUGGUGCUUAGCACUCAUAUGUAUGUAUGUACGUGUAAGUGCAUAAACAAUAUUUCUUGGUGAAUUUAUAGAAACUGCGAAGGAAGAAAAGAAAGUUCUAUUUUCCUCAGAGAGAGAAAAAGGCAUCUAAAGCAGCAGCUAUGAAAUCAUCAUCGGUUUUCGCUGUUUUCCUUUUAGUGGGACUCUUCGUCGCCCCCUUCAAUUGUCAUGAUGCGACACCAGCACCAACACCAGCUACAAAACCUGUAGAAACAUCAACAGUUUCAACAAAUACUACCAAAGCAAUAGAUGAACCCAUAACAACAACAGCAAAAUUACCAACAACUCCAUCUGAGCAGCCUGUUACAACAAUAGCUCCCGAUACGAACACAACGACCACCCCAGUACCAACAACGACCACCCCAGAACCAACAACGACGACACCAGUACCAACCACAACCCCAACUCCAGAUACUACAAAAGUGCCACCAUCUAAUGAUACCACAACUUCUACAACAACUACAACAACAUCAACAACAACUACUACUACUGCACCUCCAGAUACCACGUCUACUACCAUAUCACCUAACUCCACAACCACUACGCCAGCUCCCACUCCAACGCCUGCACCUACACCUAUUCCACCCUGUCGUCGCUUUGAUGGGCCCUCAUUCAUUGGCGGAAUUGUUCUUACUUUGGGUCUGUUGGCAAUCGGUUUGGUAGCAUACAAAUUCUAUAAGGCUCGCAAUGAGCGAAAUUAUCAAACUCUUUGAGCCGCCACAGCUUUCACGUCUGCCUUUAAUGCGGCUUCGAAUGCUGGGUCAGGAUCUGCUGCUUCUAAUCUUUCUCAUGCAGAUGCGGAACGGGUGCGUUUCGUUCCCGCAAUUCCAUUGCGAUCUCCGCCUUCACCACCACCACCACCACCUCCGUCGCAGCAGACACCCAAUCAGCAAUCAUCUCCGGCCCAUCAAAGGCUGCUCUACACAUAAACUUAAAAAUUAUUACAACAUAAUAGCAAUAGCCCCACAAACUAUACACACUUUUUGAAAUAAAGCCCAUAAAAUCCAAUUGAAUUUUGAAUAAAUUUCGCAAAUUUAAACUUGAAACACGAGGAGCGUUUGAAUUCUUCUUUAACCAUACAAAACAACUAAAGUAUAUGUUUGUUUAUCCUAAAAUUAAGAAAAUAUUCACAUGCCUUUCAAAAAAAAACUUGUAUUUUUAUUGAAUAUACAUAGAAAUAUAUACAUAUAUAUACAAACACCACCACUAACAAAUGGAAAAUACUAUAUAAAUGUAAACAGAUUGGAAAAAAUCACUGUUUUAUAAGUAUACAUUAAAAUUAAACCCGCUAAUAAUGGGCGAAAGAGAAGUUUAUCAGAAGAAAAGAUAACAUUUUGAGACUGUAUAAAUAAGUAAAGUAAGCAAAUGUAAUGAAGUUAUAAUAAAAAUGCAUAACUUGUUUGUGCUUAUUCAAAAAUAUUCCUCAACAAAUAUUAACACCUACUAGUAACUAUCUAUGAUCAUCACAAGUUUAUGUGCUACCUUACAAAAACAAAACAAAAAAUAUGUUGAAUCUGUACACACACACACACACGUCUAAAGUAUAAGAAAAUGUACGUACACAUUAUCUCAGCGGCCUACACCAAAUGAAUUAUAAACAAAAACGAAAUGAGAGAUGCGUAUAUACUAUAACAUA
Stomoxys calcitrans (stable fly) is the source of this 1844-nucleotide messenger RNA. Its product is annotated as porimin. The record is from RefSeq and is a predicted model, not a curated record. The transcript has 3 exons. Lineage: Eukaryota; Metazoa; Arthropoda; Insecta; Diptera; Muscidae. Gene Ontology annotation, cellular component: cytoplasmic vesicle.